AUGGUGCAUUACUUUUUGGGCUUCCUCGUCUUCGUCAUCUACACCAUCAUUAUCUUUAUCAUCAUCGCCACCGUCUCUACCGAGCUCUACUGUACCAUUACUCCCAUCCCUUGCCCGCCGAACGAGGCACCAGUGCUGGAGAACGAAGAUUUGUACAAGCGCAAGGCUGGAGAAGAGAUCACCGAGCAGAUGUACAACUUCAAGGACAAAGAAGGCCCGCCCUCUGCAAGAGCUAUCAGCUUUCGUUUCGGUCUGAUGGGCUCUUUCGCCUGGUCUUCUUGUGCUACUUUGCCACAAAUAGUAACAUACUAG
Molecule: messenger RNA, 312 nt
Organism: Symbiodinium necroappetens
Lineage: Eukaryota; Dinophyceae; Suessiales; Symbiodiniaceae
Source: the annotation of a GenBank genome assembly